Messenger RNA from Nipponia nippon (crested ibis), 1737 nucleotides. NCBI's taxonomy places the organism in Eukaryota, Metazoa, Chordata, Aves, Pelecaniformes, Threskiornithidae. The record is from RefSeq and is a predicted model, not a curated record.
GAUGCCUUCAAUUAAACUGCAGAGUUCAGAUGGAGAAAUCUUUGAAGUUGAUGUUGAAAUUGCAAAACAGUCUGUAACUAUAAAGACUAUGCUGGAAGAUUUGGGAAUGGAUGAUGAAGGUGAUGAUGACCCAGUCCCUCUUCCAAAUGUUAAUGCAGCUAUCUUAAAAAAGGUGAUUCAGUGGUGCACCCAUCACAAGGAUGAUCCACCUCCUCCUGAGGACGAUGAGAACAAAGAAAAAAGAACAGAUGACAUCCCUGUGUGGGAUCAAGAGUUUCUGAAAGUAGACCAAGGAACACUUUUUGAACUUAUCCUGGCUGCAAAUUACUUGGACAUCAAAGGUUUGCUUGAUGUCACGUGCAAGACAGUUGCAAACAUGAUCAAGGGGAAAACUCCAGAAGAAAUUCGCAAGACAUUCAAUAUUAAGAAUGACUUCACUGAGGAGGAAGAAGCACAGGUACGUAAAGAGAACCAGUGGUGUGAAGAGAAGUGAAGUAUUGUGCCUGACACUCGAACACUGUAAGGAUUGUUCCAAAUACUAGUUGCACUGCUCUGUUCAUAAUUGUUAAUAUUAGACAAAUGCAGCAGCAAAUGAAGUUGUGUUAGCAGGAUAUUGGUCCCUUUGCAUGUGUAGUGUUUUUUUGAGUACAAAUUUAAAUCUUCUGAGUUUUUACUAGUGUAAUUGGAUGUCUUUUUACUUUACUCUGCAAUGAAUAAAACUGAACUAAGUGUGGAUUCUGUAUGGAAAGUAGCACUUAAGGUUGUCAUUUUCAUUACACUUUUAAACUGUUCAAGUCCAGUUACAAUGCUAAAGAUAGACUCCAUUGUAAAUAAAACCGCCUGUGACUUCUUCCUCAAGAACAAAACACUUGUAUUUACAGGGUAUCGAUAGCUUCAGAAAGAAAAACAAACUAGAAUGUGUCUUGGGGAACUACGUAAAGUAAAAAAAGUUACUGGAUUUCUUCCAAAAACAUUGUGGGGGGGAAAAUUAGUAUUACGUAAAGCUAUAUAACUUUCAAGAUGGUUUUUGUCCUGCCUUUAACAAAAAAAGGAAAAAGUAUCUGACCACUUUCUUGUCCUGUUAGUCUUGCCUUAUAGACUAGUGAAAGAUGUGAUCUAGAACUAAGCAAGCUCCUGACAGUUAAAUUUGAAUACUUCAACCAUGUCUUGAAGACCUGCCUCUAGCUGGUAGCAAAGGAAAAGUGCGUUGCUUUAUGCACAGGAUGGGUGUGCUUUUAUACAUGUUACUGUUAAAAGUGGAGUCCGGGUUUGACCAAAAAUGACUGACUUUACCAAAGUUAAUAUUAUUGACCUGUGCAUGCCAUUAGUGGCUCAUUUUUAGGCAAUUUUAAACAACCCUUGUGAUGUAGCUCUUUAAAACAUGGUUUCAUGUGUCCACAGGAAAUCUUAGGCCUUUGUACGUGAUACUUCAGCUUGUAGAGACUUCAUUAUUGCAUACAAAGCUAAUGCAAUAUCAGGCUUAACUUCUUUGGACAAAGCCACUUGCAACUAGUUAAACAGUAACUGGUUUUCUGAUUUUUAUUUUUUUUUACAGUUCCCUUAUAGGGAGUAGGGGAUGGUUGUGUGGUAGAUCUUUGAGGUGUGCUCUUAGCUUGUAUUGCAUUCCAUUCUCUGUAUAAACCUUAGAGUAGAAUGAACCUUAAUAAACAUACUUAUCUCACUUUAAAUAUCAGUGUUUCACUUCUGAAUUAAUAAAGGGCUUUUAAACUUUUGUUU